AUGUCGUGUGUUCAUUAUAAAUUCUCGUCCAAACUGGACUACAACACCGUGACCUUUGACGGGCUGCACAUCACCCUGGCCGAGCUGAAACGGCAGAUUAUGGGCAGAGAGCGCCUCAAAAGCCACCGACUGCGACCUGCAGAUCACCAACGCACAGACCCCGUGAAGACGGACCGACUCUUCACCGUCUGUCUCCUGGCCCAGCUCUCUAAGACUGCCAACCUAGCGGAGGCCAAUGCGUCAGAGGAUGACAAGAUCAGAGCUAUGAUGUCCCAGUCCAACAGUGAAUAUGACCCCAUACAUUACUCUAAGAAGGCCAUAGGACCGCCUCCUGCACAUUACACCUGCUAUCGCUGUGGCAAGAACGGACACUACAUCAAACACUGCCCCAUGCAGAUGGAUAAGAGCGUAGAGGCCCCUAAGCCAAUCAGGACCAGUAAGGGAAUCCCUCAGAGCUUUAUGGUGAAGGCUGAACCAGGAACGAAAGGAGCCAUGUUGACCAGCACUGGAGAAUAUGCUAUUCCUGCUAUCGACGCGGAGGCCUAUGCUCUGGGUAAGAAGGAACGUCCACCCUUUGUUCCUCGUGAAGCGUCAUCGUCUGAAGAUGAGGCUGAUCCAAUCCCUGAUGAGCUGCUCUGCCCCAUCUGUAACGACCUGAUGAAUGAUGCUGUGGUCAUACCCUGCUGUGGUAACUCCUACUGUGACGACUGUAUCAGGACCAGUCUGCUGGACUCAGAGGAACACACCUGUUUCACCUGCAAACAGUCUGACGUCUCACCUGACGCUCUCAUCGCUAACAAGUUCCUACGACAGGCAGUGAAUAACUUUAAGAAUGAGUCUGGUUACACCAAACCAGCACGAAACAAAACCCUGCAGCAGUCUGCCCCGCCCCCAGCACGGCCUCAGCCAUUCAGAACCCUCGGCUCACGCCAGCAGGACCCCUAUUGGCCAACACUCGCCAGCAGGACCCCCUAUUGGCCAGCACUCGCCAGCAGGACCCCCUAUUAGCCAGCACUCGCCAGCAGGACCCCCUAUUGGCCAGCACUCGCCAGCAGGACCCCCUAUUGGCCAGCACUCGCCAGCAGGACCCCCUAUUGGCCAACACUCGCCAGCAGGACCCCCUAUUGGCCAGCACUCGCCAGCAGGACCCCCUAUUGGCCAGCACUCGCCAGCAGGACCCCCUAUUGGCCAGCACUC
Molecule: messenger RNA, 1197 nt
Organism: Oncorhynchus nerka (sockeye salmon)
Lineage: Eukaryota; Metazoa; Chordata; Actinopteri; Salmoniformes; Salmonidae
Product: E3 ubiquitin-protein ligase RBBP6-like
Exons: 10
Coding region: 1-1008 (335 amino acids)
Biological process (GO): ubiquitin-dependent protein catabolic process; protein ubiquitination
Cellular component (GO): nucleus
Molecular function (GO): ubiquitin protein ligase activity; nucleic acid binding; zinc ion binding
Source: RefSeq, a predicted model, not a curated record